This is a messenger RNA of Spirodela intermedia, 2919 nucleotides long. The record is from the annotation of a GenBank genome assembly. Lineage: Eukaryota; Viridiplantae; Streptophyta; Magnoliopsida; Alismatales; Araceae.
AUGGGUUUCUUACAUUCGCUGCUGGAGAACCACAAGAAGAAGUUCAUCAAGCGCAAGGACAGUGAUGCCGGAGCGCAAGGUAUCCCGUUCUCGUCCAUAUCGUUCUUUUCUUUGGGCGUUCCUUUUUGUUUAUUAUAUGCCAUUUCUCUUAAAGCUGAUUGGAUUUGCGUUGGUCAGAAUAACACCUGACGGUAAUUAUAUUUUGCUCAUCAUUUUCUUCUGUAAAUUGGAUGGUCAUCGCAUUUGGAGUUUGUAUGAUUUUUUAUGGUUCUGAUUUUUCAACUUGAAUUCCUGAAUAUUUUUCCGAGGUUUUUAGGUCCUGUUCAAAUGCUGAAAACCGAUUUCGUUUAUUUUGUUCAUGGGAAUGUGAUAUCCAUUACCAUCUUCUUUGAGAUCACAAUCUCUUUUCGUCAGGUCAUCAGAAACUUUUCCAAUUUGGACAUUUGAUCGAAGUCUUUUCCCACUUCACGCGAGAGGUGUUUUUGUCAUUACUUCCAAUGAAUUUAUAUUCGCUACUUCGAUUCUCCUCUCUGGUAAAUGUAUUUUAAAAAAAAAAAAUUAAAGUAAAAGAAACUCCAUGAUUCUAUGUAUCUUAAAUGUGGUGUAUCGGAAGUUUUUCCUUAAUGAGCAUAGAUUGGGCAUUCGUUGAAUCAGCCAUAUAAGUAAUGUGAUACUUCAAGUAUCGUUUAAAGCCAAUGACAGAGAAUUAGCAUAUAAAUAAAAUCGAAUGAACUAAAUAUUUUGGUACAUCAUUGUAAAAUUAAGGUAUAAUUCAAAUAAAGCAAGGCUAUACCAAAUUUUAAUCUCAUGCCCAUCGAACUCCAAUGCAUUCUAAUUCACUGCUUGGAGACAAUUAAUAGUUUACUGGGAUAUAAUUAAAUGCUUCGAUCUUCCCUCUCUGGGUAUACACAGGCCGGGCGCUAGAAGAACUGCGGGCCUCUCUCUACAAUGAUUUCCGAACCUCAGAAGGAGCAAAAUGGCAACAACAACGAUUAUGUGGCCCUGUUGUGGCAAUGACUUUCAACUUCAUGGUUGCAGUUGGCAUCAUCUUUGCAAACAAAAUGGUCGGUUUUGUUUAUUAAUGGUGCUCUUUCUAUUGUUAGCACAGUGGUUCUUCUUUUGGGGAGUAAAACAUGGAAGUGUGCUUCAAAGUUUUACUUCUAUUACAGGUUAUGGGAAGGGUUGGGUUCAAUUUCCCAAUUGUUCUGUCAUUGAUUCACUACAUAACUUCAUGGUUCCUGCUGGCCAUCUUCAAGGCGCUUUCACUUCUUCCAGCCUCUCCUGCGUCCAAAUCCACACCAUUCUCUUCUCUAUUUUCUCUGGGUGCUGUCAUGGCAUUCUCCACUGGACUUGCCAACGUUAGUUUAAAGCAUAACAGGUAUGAUUUUAAGUUUCCAAUCCUCGGUGUCUAUAAUUUCCAUUUUCCAUUUAUAGUCAUAUUUUUCCUUUUAUAUAUCAUUCAAUAUACUCUUCUAAAUCUAUUGUUAAUUUGUAGUGUGGGAUUCUACCAAAUGGCUAAGAUAUCUGUGACUCCGACCAUUGUUCUAGCAGAGUUUAUUCUUUUUCGGAAGAAGGUUUCUACCCAUAAGGUAGCUACGGCCAUAUUUCUUAUUUUCAUUACAUUUUCCUUAAAAAUAAUUAUUGUAUAGAGCAAUCAGGAAACCUAGAAGCCAAAAAUUAUGAGGAUCAGUUCCUUUGUUAAAAACUAAAAGCUCAAUUUUCAGCAGCUGACUUGAGAAAUUUUGAAUCUGUUCUUGCAGGUUCUGUCGUUGGUUGUUGUGUCAACGGGUGUGGCGAUUGCUACUGUCACCCACCUGGAAUUCAAUUUUUUUGGUGCCUGUAUAGCUGUAGCAUGGAUCUUACCCAGCGCUGUUAAUAAAAUUCUAUGGUCGAAUCUGCAGCAAACCGAGAAUUGGACUGCCCUUGCGUGAGUAAAAGCCAAUCUAAACUUCACUUUAUGCAUAUAUACCAUUUGGCCAAUUUAAUGGUAAUCUCUCUACAGAUUGAUGUGGAAGACGGCUCCAGUGACAGUGUUCUUCUUAGUGGCUCUGAUGCCUUUGCUGGAUCCACCUGGGAUCUUCUCCUUCAAUUGGGACAUGAAUAAUACGUUGGCUGUUAUCGUGUCAGCUCUAUUCGGGUUUCUUCUUCAGCUGUCUGGGGCUUUGGCGCUUGGGUGAGUUCUCUGCUGAUUCUUUGGACAUAUAAUCUUAGAGAAUAUUAGUUAAACUUCCCAUAGUUGAGGUAAAUAAUAUUUUCUGAAGUAUAUCUUAUCGGCUUGUAUUUUCUCCAGAGAUCAACAAGGCAGAUAUCAUAUCUAAUGGUGCUGAUAAUCUUUCGGUGUUCCUACCAUAAUACAAUAUGUUCAUAAUGAAAUAAUUUUUCAGAUAUUAAAUCUUAUAAAUUAUGGGCAUAAUAUGUUGCAUGGGCCCAUAUCCGUCCAUUGAUCAAGAGAAAGUUUCAAUAGGACCCAUAAUUUAUUUUCAGAUACUAAUUUUUUUAAAAAAAUGAUGCAUUAUGGGUAAACCCAAUAAAAUAAAAAACGAAAAAAAAAGUUUUUAUCUUAUGCUGCAGUUUUUUUUUUAAAAAAUCCGUUGGAUAAUGUCUUGUAAUGGUUCUAUUUCUGUGUUCUCUCAUGGCAGUGCAACCUCUGCGACUUCCCAUGUUGUUCUGGGCCAGUUCAAGACGUGUGUGAUCAUGCUCGGCGGAUAUCUGUUCUUCAAUUCCGAGCCAGGGAUGGUGAGCCUGUGCGGGGUUGUGGUCGCCCUCUGCGGGAUGUCUCUCUACACCUCGUUGAGUCUCCAGCUCCUCAAGGAACCCACUAGCAAGCAGCUCCUGCCCAGGCAAGCCUCCCUCCCUUCCAAGCCCAGAGCGGAUGCUGAGAAUGGUGUUAUCGAUGCUGAGAGCACAGAUUCAGUCUAG